Drosophila willistoni is the source of this 1303-nucleotide messenger RNA. It is a transcript of the gene eIF3i, whose product is annotated as eukaryotic translation initiation factor 3 subunit I. The transcript is spliced from 3 exons. The record is from RefSeq and is a predicted model, not a curated record. The coding region runs from base 16 to 1152 and encodes 378 amino acids. Gene Ontology annotation, cellular component: cytoplasm; eukaryotic translation initiation factor 3 complex, eIF3m. Gene Ontology annotation, biological process: cytoplasmic translational initiation. Lineage: Eukaryota; Metazoa; Arthropoda; Insecta; Diptera; Drosophilidae. Gene Ontology annotation, molecular function: translation initiation factor activity; RNA binding; protein binding.
AACAAAAAAAAUUAAAUGUUCAUGAAAAUUAAACUUUGCGUAACAUUGGCAACUCUGCUCACUGACUUAAUAAAUAUCGACGAGUUGGCAUCCCCUUUUGAAUAUUUUGUGUGCUGCGUGGAUGUUGCAGAAGUUAUUGUUUUCUCGCAAUUAACAUUUCAUUUAAACAAAAUGCGCCCAUUGAUGCUACAGGGUCACGAGCGUUCAAUAACGCAGAUCAAAUACAAUCGGGAAGGUGAUUUGCUCUUCUCCAGCUCCAAGGAUCAAAAGCCAAAUGUCUGGUACUCCCUCAAUGGCGAGCGCUUGGGCACUUAUGACGGCCAUCAGGGUGCUGUGUGGUGUUUGGAUGUGGACUGGGAGAGUAGAAAGCUGAUCACGGCCGGCGGUGACAUGACCGCCAAGUUAUGGGAUGUUGAAUAUGGCACAGUGAUUGCCUCCAUUCCAACUAAAUCAUCAGUAAGAACAUGCAACUUCAGUUUCUCCGGUAAUCAGGCUGCCUAUUCCACCGACAAGACAAUGGGACAGAGUUGUGAACUUUUUAUAAUUGAUGUGCGCAAUGCCGAUUCGACAUUGUCCGAACAGACGCCCACGUUGCGAAUUCCGAUGACUGAAUCGAAGAUUACAUCCAUGCUGUGGGGUCCUUUAGAUGAGACCAUCAUUACGGGCCACGAUAAUGGAAACAUUGCCAUUUGGGACGUACGCAAGGGUCAAAAAGUUGUGGAUUCGGGCACAGAUCACACCGGUGUCAUCAAUGACAUGCAAUUAAGCAAGGACGGAACAAUGUUUGUGACCGCCUCCAAGGAUGCCACGGCCAAGCUCUUCGAUUCCGAAACGCUGAUGUGCCUAAAAACGUACAAAACAGAGCGUCCAGUGAAUUCGGCUGCCAUCAGUCCCAUCCUAGAUCAUGUCGUUCUCGGCGGUGGCCAGGAUGCCAUGGAGGUAACAACAACAUCGACAAAGGCAGGCAAAUUCGAUUCACGCUUCUUCCAUUUAAUAUACGAAGAGGAAUUCGCCCGUCUCAAGGGACACUUUGGUCCCAUCAACAGUUUGGCCUUCCAUCCGGAUGGCAAGAGUUAUGCCUCUGGCGGUGAAGAUGGUUUUGUGCGUGUCCAAAGCUUUGAUAGUACAUACUUUGAAAACAUUUUCGAGUAGUUAACCAUUCAGUUGUAGUUCAUGGAAUUCUUCUUAAUAGUCAGUGCAAAGGUCUAACACAAAAAAUCCCCCUUUCACUGGCUGCAAAUUCAAAAUGUUCAGGUCUAUAGAAAAUUUUCAAAUAUAUGCGAGAACAAGAAGAAAUGUGAAA